This is a messenger RNA of Epithele typhae, 1617 nucleotides long. RefSeq lists its product as uncharacterized. The record is from RefSeq and is a predicted model, not a curated record. Lineage: Eukaryota; Fungi; Basidiomycota; Agaricomycetes; Polyporales; Epitheliaceae. The transcript has 3 exons. Bases 1 to 1617 code for a protein of 538 amino acids.
AUGGUCCACGCAACUCUCCUCGUAGCUGCUCUCCUUCCCCUCGCCGCCCACGCGGCCAACGACUGGACGAAGCCAUGCUUCGGUGAAUGUAACUGGGAUAUCGACACCGACACCGGCUCGGGGACCGUCCGCUUGGUCGGUUCUUCGAACGGCAUUUCGGACAUCACCACCGCCGCCGGUUGGGAGAUCCUCGACUGCAACGCGACCGCGACGAACCAGGACAUCCGUCUCGUCUGCGCCGACGAGUCCGCCGGCUGCGACCACCUCGCACAGAACGGCGCGGCGGGCACGAUCGUCCGUCUCCCCAAGUCGUGCGGCUCGAUGCCGUUCGCGGUCGUCGGGCGCGAGUGGACCCACGCGAACCAGACGAUCCCCUCUACGCUCGCCAAGCGCAUCGCCCGCCGCGACGGCAGCAAGCCGACCGUCAAGGGCAUCGCGCUCUCGACCGACUUCGCGUCCCUGGACUCGAACACGCACGGCAACGUCAGCUUCUUCAUCCAGGGCGCGUCCGUCCCGGGUCACGCCAAGACGUUCGCCGUCGAGCCGCCCACUGGCAGCGGUGACCUCGCGAAGCGCGGCCUGUUCGACUGGGUGACUGACACCCUGAGCAACCUGAACACGUUCGACAAGAACGUCACGAACAGCAGCCCGAUCAACUUCGAGAAGAACUCGCCGUUGUUCGACACGAGCAUCGACUGCCCGGCGGUCGGUUCGAUCCCCGCGUUCUCCGGCUCCGCGCACGUCGACAUCGACGGCAAGGUCGACGGGAACGUCAACUACGGUGUCGCGCUCGCCGGCUCGAUCGUCCCGCCCAGCGUCGACAAGUUCGGUCUCUUCGUCAACCUGGACACGACCGUGACCGGCACCGUCAACCUCGCCGCCUCGCUCGCGGGCUCGAUCGGCACGGGCAAGAUCUCGCUCUUCCAGGUCGGCAUCCCGGGCCUCGACGUGCCCGAGAUCUUCUCGCUCGGCCCCACCUUCGAGGUCUUCGGCUCGGCGGACGUGACCCUGGACGCGAACGUGAACACCGCGGUCGACAUCGACUACACCGUCUCCGGCGCGCAGCUCUUCUUCCCGCCCGGCACCGGCAACGGCGGCGGCUCCUUCGUCCCGGGCGACUCCAACGUGAAGCUCUCCGCGUCGCCCGACGUGACCUCGAACGGGAAGCUCGAGGCGCACCUGAUCCCGACGCUCGCCUUCGGCGUGAACCUGCUCGCGGGCAAGGCGAAGGCGAACAUCAACCUCGCCGUCGACGGCAACGCCGCGGUCGACCUCUCGCUCUCCGCCUCGGCGACCAAGUCGACGGACGCGACCGCGAACACCUCCGACUUCGGCGGCUGCGUCGACAUCACCUCCGGCCUCGACGUCUCCGCCGGCGCGGACGGCUCGCUCUUCAGCCUGUUCAACAAGGACGCGAGCGUGAGCCUGUUCAGCAAGAACUUCGACCUCUUCAAGAAGUGCUUCGGCUCCUCCGCCGCGCGCCGCGCGUACACCGGCCGCUCCGCGCUCGCCGCGAUGGUGCAGAAGCGCGCCGCGCUCACCUGCCCGACCACCGCGCUCGCGUCCGCGGCGAGCGUCGUCGAGGAGAAGGUCCUCGCCGCCGCGAUCAAGAAGUAG